Molecule: messenger RNA, 513 nt
Organism: Naumovozyma castellii
Lineage: Eukaryota; Fungi; Ascomycota; Saccharomycetes; Saccharomycetales; Saccharomycetaceae
Gene: SEC11
Product: signal peptidase complex catalytic subunit SEC11
Exons: 1
Coding region: 1-513 (170 amino acids)
Source: RefSeq, a predicted model, not a curated record
AUGAACAUCAGAUUAGAACUGGCCAAACUGCUAAACCUAUGCUUCGUGUUUGCAUCCGCCUACAUGUUUUGGCAAGGACUCUCAUUAUUUGCCAACACAGAUUCCCCCAUUGUUGUCGUGCUUUCAGGAUCCAUGGAACCUGCCUUCCAAAGAGGUGAUGUGCUAUUCUUAUGGAAUAGAAAUACACAGAAUAAAGUGGGUGACAUUGUUGUUUAUGAAAAUGAAGGACAAGACAUCCCCAUUGUGCAUAGAGUGUUAAGAGAACAUCAUUCCAAGUCAGAGAGUCAGAACAAACAAUUCUUGCUCACAAAGGGGGAUAAUAAUGCUGUCAAUGACAUUUCCCUGUAUAAGAAUAAAAAGAUCUAUUUAUCUAAGGAGAAGGAUAUAGUUGGAACUGUGAAGGGCUACCUUCCUCAAAUUGGGUACGUUACCAUUUGGGUUUCUGAAAGCAAAUAUGCCAAGUAUACAUUGCUUGCAUUCCUUGGGUUGAGUUCCCUGCUCGGUGGAGAGUAG